AGACAUAACGAUAUACUCCCUCCGUCCCAAUUUAUUAAUCCGUUGUUUAAAAAAAAAGGAGGGGAGGAGAUUAGAGAGAGAAGCGAUGAUGAUAGCAAUGUGCUCAGCUUCAAAUGUCAACACUGACCACUUACGCUCUCAACUCGAUCAGCUUCACUCCGAAGCUCACAUUACUCGAAGAAAAGCUAAUAAUGCAAGAUUCAGGCUCCUACGGCUGUCAGAAGCAGCUGAAAACUUAUGCCGGCAAGCAGCUGUAAGUGUACGCAAGGGAAAAGAUGAUGAUGCUAGGGAGCUUCUUUUCCAGAAGAAGAAAAUUAUGUCAGCUUUAGAAAAGUCAAAAGGUCGCGUAGAAUUGCUUGACGAGCUUGCAGCAAAACUUAAUGAGGCAAUAUCUAUCAAAGAAGCGCAAUUAGUCAGAAAUGUAGCAUCGGAUCUUGAUAUUAAUGGGGAUGAUGCUGGAGAUCUUGUACGGAUUGUUUCUCCUACACAAGAUAACGGGACGAUUUUAGAUAAUGAAAGCCACACCACCUUCAACCGAUCUGAAUUUAGUGAAGACCAAGAACUAAGUCUCGAUAUUGAAAGGGAAGGAGAUAUUUCGUCUUAUAGUCAAGCAGAAGAAGUUCCUGGAAGCUUCAGCAGUGAAAAUGAAGCAAACAUGCUUAGUAGCUUCGGAGGUCCAUCAUCUUAUAUUGAUUUUUUGGAGGAUCUUGACCAACAAUUAAACAAUAUUGAAAGUGACUUGGCCUUGGUACUAGUUAAUGAGGAGAUACCCAAUAACACCAAAGUGCAACAGUUGAAAAUUCUUGAAAACAUUCGUAGUGCUAGAGGGAGGAUACGCAAUUAUGUCAAGGAAAUCACGGCGACUAGGUAGAUGCUUGUCUAGGUUUCCAGAGGAGAUGUCCCUCACAAGAGGCCGCUUUUCACAAAUAAUGGAAAGACUGUUAUUGAGAGUGUUUGUUUAUGGGUAACUUGAGGGAGAUCAUAUCCAUGGCUCUACAGCAACUCAAGGACCAGGAGCCAGACAUGUAGCGGUAGUGCAAGUCAUGAUAGGGUUCGAAUCAAAAGUCGAAGUCCAGAAAUGAAUAUCAAAGAAGAAAACAUCAGUCUUGCACUAAGUAGUGUAGAAAGAGCAGGCCACUUCAUGCACCCUAGUGGCUGUUUAGCAGUUCAAAGUUGCAGUGACCAACUUGACUCAGAGAUAAGUGUCGUGUUCACAGGUUUUGCUUCAAUAUAUGAAGCUGUGAACAUACUGCAAUUAUAGUACUAAUUCAUACUGUGAACAUAUCUAUUGAACAUAGCAUGGUUGUAGGGCAGAACUAUGUAUCUACACUUAGCCACUUUGUUUCAUCGUCUUCGUCUGGAUCUUCCUACAAUUUGCUGGACUAAAAAUUUCUAAGCAUUAAUUUACUUCACUCUUUGUAUUAGUUCAGAUUUCUGUUAGCAUCCUUAGUUCAAAUCUUUGUACUUGCACGGUUUCUGUUGUCGUUGAUUGUUCUGAGAGCAACCCAGGUGACAUUAUUGUUUUCAAAGAAUGCAUAUUGAGUCAAAUCAGAGGAUAUUCAUGUUGUAGUUUUUUA
Molecule: messenger RNA, 1577 nt
Organism: Chenopodium quinoa (quinoa)
Lineage: Eukaryota; Viridiplantae; Streptophyta; Magnoliopsida; Caryophyllales; Amaranthaceae
Exons: 5
Coding region: 86-871 (261 amino acids)
Source: RefSeq, a predicted model, not a curated record